AUGAUUGCAUUAGAGCAUUGCAUCAAUACCGAAAAAGAAAAAAUCACAAAAAAAAUUAAAACAGAAAAAGAACAAAAAAAGCAAAAAAUAUCCUCAGCUAAAGAGCAAAAAGCCAUAAAACGUAUUAUCAACCUUGGGUCACCAUGCGAUUCCACAUUACUAACAAAUCUCACAAUCGCACCAAAACAUAUAUCAACAAUCUUUUCUCCUGAAGCAGACGGAAAUUGUGGGUACAGGGCGAUAGCAAUGGAAGUGUACCAGGACCAGGAGGAGUGGUCAAAAGUAAAAGACAAAAUGCUAGAAACAUUUUUAAAGCACCAAAACAACUACUACCACGGAAGAAUGGAGCAUGGCAAUAUGCCUGCAUCCAAUAACCCACUAAUUCGCAGUCUCCAAGACAAGCGCUCACCUCUCCCCCAGCAACAUUGGUUCGGUACAAUCAACCAUCCUCAACUUGUAGCCGAUACAUUUAGCAGAGCAGUGGCUGUAUAUUGGAAUACUCCAAUUGAAACAGGCGACUGUCUUUUUAUUCCAUUUGCUACCUUGCCAGAAAAAGUGGAACCAAUAAUUAUUAUCUUAGAUACUACUACUGCUGUUGCUGCUCACAACUCUGCUGUUAUUUCUAUUGCCCUUUCUGUCAGCAAGGCUCUCAGAUCUCCUUCUGUUCAACAGGUUGCUGCUUCUGCUAGAAUAGAAGUAUGCAACUCUUUGAAAAUACUUGGUGUUGAUACUGGCCACAUCUUAGAUAUCAAUUUUCCUGCCAAGAAUGUAGUAUUGGAAAAAUAG
Molecule: messenger RNA, 786 nt
Organism: Phycomyces blakesleeanus NRRL 1555(-)
Lineage: Eukaryota; Fungi; Mucoromycota; Mucoromycetes; Mucorales; Phycomycetaceae
Exons: 4
Coding region: 1-786 (261 amino acids)
Source: RefSeq, a predicted model, not a curated record